Drosophila rhopaloa is the source of this 2320-nucleotide messenger RNA. RefSeq names its product axoneme-associated protein mst101(2) (gene Mst84B). The transcript has 2 exons. Gene Ontology annotation, cellular component: cytoplasm; cytoskeleton. Gene Ontology annotation, biological process: cortical actin cytoskeleton organization; actin filament network formation. Bases 151 to 1827 code for a protein of 558 amino acids. The record is from RefSeq and is a predicted model, not a curated record. NCBI's taxonomy places the organism in Eukaryota, Metazoa, Arthropoda, Insecta, Diptera, Drosophilidae. Gene Ontology annotation, molecular function: actin filament binding.
AUUAUAACGUCAAAUACAGGCCGAUUUAUUUUCCAGUUAAAGGAAUAUCAUGGCGCAGAUCGGGUCACAAUUUUCUUAGCUUUUGCAUUUUCCUAACUCUUUUGGAUAUAAAAUUAUCUGUGAACUUUUCGAACUAAAUUUAAAUAUAAGAUGUUAAAACGAGCCUCGCUUUCUUUAAGCCAUUACCCGGAUGCUUGUUUCCGUGCCUGCAAUUGUUGCAGGUGUAUCCGUAUGCAUCACGUGCCAAAAAUCAACGAGGACCUUCUGACUGCUCACAAAUCUGAGCAGGACUAUUUAAGGGAUUUGCGAAAGCUGCAAAGCCAUUUGAUUUCCCAGCAAGGUACAAGUGGUAUUCCUUGCCUACGACCCGGUCAGUCUAUGCCAUGUGCGUUCCUGGGGGAUCUUGAGCUGCAGCUGGAGCGAAGGAUCCUAAGACAACAGUUUUCAGAUCUUGAGACGGCCUUAAAGCUGAAAAUUCUUCCGGAAACAGCCAGCGCCAACGACGAGUGCGAUCAAGGAUGUGGAGAAGGCAAGAGUGUCGCUAAAAAAAAACGGAAGAAGUGCGGCAAGGGUGGUGGAAAGAAGGGGGAUGAUGGCGAGGACGACAUGAAGGAGCUAAAAAAGCAGUGCAAGAAGUUCAAGGCGGAGAAAAUGCUGGAAAAGUGCAGAGAAAGUGCCGCGGCGCAAAAUUGUCAAAAAAUGGCUCAGGCGAAAAAAUGUCAGAAAAUGGCCGAAAUGGAGCAAUGCAUGGAGUGCAUCAGAAAAGAAAGGGGAGAAAGUGAAGUGGAAGAGGAAGAAAAUGAAUGUUGCGAGAAAGAAAAAUGCCCAAACGAGGAGGAGGAGAUCGAAAAGCUGAACAAACAAAUCCAGAAAUUAGCCGAUCAAUUGAACUGUGAAAAGUUGGCUAAAAUAGAGGCCAUCAAAAAAGCGUGUCGCGAGCAGAAAUAUAAAGAAGAGUGCGCUAGAUUGGCCAAAUUGGCCAGGCAGCAAGCCGAAGAAGAAAGAAAGCGGGCCGAAGAGGAGGCGAGAAGAAGGGCUGAAGAGGAGGCCAACAAAGGUCCCGAAGAAAAUCUGUGCGAACUAAAGAGGCAGUGCGUCGAAUUGGCCAAGGAGCAAAGGAAAAAGGCGAAGGCCAAUCAGAAAAAACUCAAGGCGUUGGCCGAAAAGGCCAAGGCUAAGAGAAUGAAAGAGAAGUGCAAGAAAAUGGUUGCGAUUGAAAAGUGCCGAAAACAAGCUUUAAAGGAGAAGGCCGACAAGGAGAAGGCCGAGUGCGAAAAGGCCGCAAGAGAGGAGGCGGCCAGGCUUAAAGCCGCCCAAGAAGCUGCGGAGGCACGAAAAAAGGGAGAUAGCGAUUAUAGAGCCAAAAAAGCGUUGUGCAAAAAACUUAAUAAAAAGCAAAAGCCGAAAAAAAUUGACGUAUGCGCCAAAUACAAAUUUGAAGAUGCAGGCGAAGAAUGUGAAGAGGAUGUGAUCAAAGACGAAAUCAAAAAGGAAGUCAAGGAGAUCAAAAAGGAGGUCGCUGGAUUACCUCCUCCCCCACCUCCGCCACCAUCACCUACAAACCCCAAGGCUGCAGACCCACCCCCAACACCACCCACGGCCGCAAAACCACCGCCUCCACCAUCCAAGGCCGAUCCCAACACACUUUUCCAGAUAUGCAAGAAGCUAGCCGAAAAAAAGCUUAGACAAAAGAAGAAAAAGGUCAAGGCGUUGAAGGCCAAAUGCAAAAAAAUAACACAAAAAGAACAAUGCAAGUGUGAGAAAAAAACAAGAAAGGCCAAAGAACUGGAGGAGUACUGCAAGAAAAAAGAAGAAAAGAAGAAAUAGAUGUUGAAUUCUCAGAUCUCCCAGUUCACCAACUAAAUUAAGGUCCUUGAAAUUCAAAUAGCUUUGCUGCAAUGCUUUGGCUGUGCGCUCGUUACACCUCUUCAUUAAUUAUUUGUUUUAUUACGAUAAUAGUCGUACAUCAGUUUCAGGCACUGUUGCGGGCUUAUAAAAUGAGAAAAAAAUAAUUUUGAGCUGAGCGAUCGCAUUUUUAAAUCGGAAUCGAGUAAAUUGUGCGUAUUUAUACGAUUAAAUAUCCAGAUGCAGUCAAAACAAUAGAUUUUAUAUUUUAGCCUUUUAAUACCUAGGCAACUUUAAACAACAUGGUGUAAAAUAACUAAAUUUACUGGUAUACAAACUGAAAUAUCUUCAAUAGAUUGGAUCUAUGAUUUUUUUAGGCUUACUAGCUUAACUUCUACUAAUAGAACGUUAUUUAAAUUUUUUGUUUUCAAAAAUAUAUAUGUAUUCUAUAAAUAAAAUAACAAACAAAACCGUA